CAGUAGUGAGGUUGAAUUGAAAUGAAUGGACAGUUGCAGAGGUCUUCUGUUCUCUAGCUCAUAAACAUCAGAGGCUCCACCCAGGCUCCACCUGAGCUGCACCUGCAGACAAUCAGCUCAGUAAGCAGUGAUUGGUCAAAGGUUCCAAUAAAUACCAAACAAGGACGUUCCUAAUUCAUUCAGCUGCUCUUCUGUUGACCAGGCUGCAGAACCAUGGGAAAGGCUUGUGGACUUGGUUUGGGGCUCUUGCUAAUUGUCUUGGUUCAGGCAGAGCAUGUGUGGUGUUCAUUGCCAAAUGAAGCCCAGCGCUUCCAACAUGGCAACACAUAUGCUGGCCUCCAGCGACUGGAUGAGGAACCAAGAAAGUUCAGUAAUCCCCAGAACAAAGUCAGACGAAUCCUUGUUUCCCCAAAUUUGCUCAAAAACCACGUCUCCAAUGUUGGGCCUUCAGUUAAACAAGGUUCUAGCAAAGGACUCUCCACUAGCAGCUACCUGGAAGUCCUCUCCCAGCCAGCUCAGGGUUCAGCAAGGCUGGUCAAGAGUCACUUGGUGCCCAGAACCAGUGGGCGACGCCCAGCUUCACUCCGGGCCAAUGCCCAAGCUGAACCUAAGCAUCUUGGAAGGAAGAGGGCUUGGGCUGAUGUGAGGGGUUCGCCACGUUCUUACUCUACAUCUCUGAGUACUUCCAGGGAACGCUACUCCAGUCCCGCUUCUCUGUCUGCAGCUGAGAAACCGACCAAGUUCAGUGAAAUGGGCUCACCAGCUUUCCUAUUUGGCCCAGUUGCUCCUGGAUCUCGUGGGUCUGUGAAGAUGCAAACAUAUGCUCGUGGUCCUGCGAAAAGGGUCUACUCCAACAGUGCAUCUCCAGGACGAAGGGCUGGGAGUUCAUUUCUAAGGAAUGUUGCACCAAAUCAAGGUUCCGAGGCAAGGAGUUGGCUGCACGCCUCUGCACCCGGUCGCACCUCCCUGGGCCUUGCUGUCCCCAGGAGCGUUAGGAUGGGUGUUCCUCAGGAUUCUGCUACGGUCUACGAGAUCCCCAGCCAGUAUGGUGGCUUUGCUAUCAGACGAGUGAAGGAGCCUGACAACCAGAAGCAAGCAGAAGGCCAGAUGCUGCAGCAGAUCUCUAAACCUGCUCCUCAGUUGAUGGUGGCUUAUCCCAACUUCCCAAAUGGUCAUCUGGAGACCAAGUGGAGCAGGCUCACACAGCACAAACUGUAACUUGGUUCUAAAAUUGCCGGCUUGGUUUUUUUACUUGUUUUUAUAGAAAUGUGAUUAAAAAUAAAGAAUAUUUUUAUAACUUUA
Messenger RNA from Nothobranchius furzeri (turquoise killifish), 1302 nucleotides. RefSeq lists its product as uncharacterized. Lineage: Eukaryota; Metazoa; Chordata; Actinopteri; Cyprinodontiformes; Nothobranchiidae. The record is from RefSeq and is a predicted model, not a curated record.